Plutella xylostella (diamondback moth) is the source of this 3853-nucleotide messenger RNA. RefSeq names its product RNA polymerase II-associated protein 1. Gene Ontology annotation, biological process: transcription by RNA polymerase II. NCBI's taxonomy places the organism in Eukaryota, Metazoa, Arthropoda, Insecta, Lepidoptera, Plutellidae. The record is from RefSeq and is a predicted model, not a curated record.
UGACAUCUAAUGAAUAACAUAACCUAAAAAGCGUUGUUGCGACCAAAAUAUUAUUUGUUGGUAUCUUUUCUUUGAUAUUAAUUCAAAAUGGAAUCGUUAAACCGUAGACCGAAACCUGGUGAAGGUGAAGAAGAACUAUUGCGGAUGCAGGAAGAAUUUCUACGACAAAAAAGUAAGAACCAAAAUCUUCAGCCAGCAGCGCAGGUCACCAAUUUAAGAAGUGAUUACUCACAACCCCCCAAGCGACCUCUCCCAGAGGUAACCAGCACGAGGAAACCUUCGAAAUACGCACAAAGCAAAGGAUUAAAAACGCAUGAGAAAAAGGCGCGCGUUUCAGACGAAAUAGGCGCUGUAUUCGGAAAUAUUGUCGAGAAAAACACAGAAGAUUCACCAAGCAACAAAGAAUCGGAUGUUGAUGACAAAGUAUACUUUCCGCAGGUUGUUCCAUCAGUUUUAGGAGAUAUUAUAGAGAAACAUGCAGAUGGUGGUUUAGACCUUGAUUCUAAACCAAUGCCUGCGCAAGGGUUCCCAGUGGCAACCAAACGAGAUUUCAAAGUAAUUUCAAAUAGAAAAGUUGCAUGUUCGCAAGGAACAAGUAAUAGCAAUGCUCAAAGUGGUAUUAUGGAUGUUGAUGAACCAUGCAGUUCUACCACAGAAACAGUACAAACUACUAAUUUAAAUCUCCCUCAACAUAGUUAUAUUCUGUCAUCCAGCGAUGCAAAUGAAAUCCACAAAGAGAAUGUUAGUGUUUUAAGCAAAUUGUCUGAAAAAGAAAUCUUGGAAGAGAAACAGAAACUUAUGGGUACAUUAGACCCUAAAUUGGUUGAAUUUAUAAAAUCCAGAAGAAAAGCCAAUGAAUCCAAGAAACAAACAGAAGUUAAAUUUAAGGAAGCUUCAAUAAAUAAAGCAAUAGAUGAAAGAAUGGAUGCCACUACUUGUGAAGAAGAGGGUGAUUCCUCAACAUUUAUUAAUGACUCACUUUGGGAAAAUGAUGUCCUUUCACAUCCAAAUGUUGAACAGUGGCUGCACUUUGACUCUCUGGAAAAAGACAAACUAGAAUGGAUGAAAGGCAUUGAAGAAAGCAAGAAGAUUAAGGCAGAUGAGCCUUAUGAAGCCAGGUUUGACUUCACUGGGUAUCUUUUGCCAUAUACAAUUGAAUAUACAGAGAAAACAAAAACAUUAUUUCAUCACGGAGAUGAGCCUCAUAGGCCAGGGUACUCCCUGACUGAACUGUUUGAACUCUCUCGCUCCACAGUUACCCAACAAAGAGUCAUGGCAUUGAACACAAUUGCUGGAGUUCUUGAGUACUUCAGUGCAGGUACAUACAAGGACAUAAUAGAUAUACCACUGAGCAAAAUAUUCUUUAUCGUCAGAAUUGCCAUGGAUGAAAAUAAACCAGUCAUUUUAGAACCAGCUCUGAAAGCCAUGAGGAACAUGGUCUACAACAGGAUAGAUGAAGCCAGUCUAGAUGCGUUGCUGGGAUUUGAGGAAGGAAGCAGACAGCCAUGCCUAGAAAAUGAUAAAUCAGAAAUAGAAGAUCUUGAGUCAAAGGAAUCUGAAUUGAAAGACUUUCAUCUUGCUGAAAUAGACAUCAUUGCAGCCCUGAUUAGAACAGACAUCAUACAAAGAUUGUACUACAUAUUGGAGACAAUCAGACCAAGUUUUAUUUGUGUUCAGUACUGCCUACAAAUACUGACAAGACUGGCUAGAGACUCAGUGGAAACAGCAAACAAAAUAGUUGAAUGUGAACAUUUAAUGAAUGCUAUUAUAAGAAAUUUCAUACCAACAACCAGUAUUAACUUCUUCUUCAGCCCUGAUAUGGUUUAUCGUGGGAAACCAAUCCUAUCUGCCUUAAAGCUAGUGAGAGUUCUAUCACUACAGACCAGAGAUAUUAGCACUGCUUUGACCAGUAAAUAUGAUGUCCUGACUCCAAUAUCUGAGUACAUAAGUUCAGGAGUAGAUGGAACCUAUGGACUUAGACUACAGAUUGAAGCAUUCUGUAUACUGUCUAACAUACUUACCUUUGGAAUUGGAAUAGAUAAUGCUAUGUCGGUCUGUCCUGUUGUGGUGACAGCAUUAUACAAGCAUGUGCAGGGAACAGAUGUGUACAUCCACACAUCAGUCAUAACUGCCACUCAUGCUGCUGUGGUUUUGCAACUUGUCAACAAGAUAUUGGUGUGCAAGAUGAACAUGGACAGUUACAAGCACCAGAUCUAUCCCCUACUCCUGCAGGGAGUGCAGAAAUGGAUGACACAACUUUCAUCUUCAGACAUGUACACCUGUGGCCAUCUUCGUUUGCUCAGCUCUGUACUGGAUUGCUGCAAAUCUAUUCUAUACCUAGAACAACUUCCAGUGAAAGCUUUAAAUGAUUCCCUGAAAGUCUUUGCCACCUCCAAAGGCUAUAAACAAAUUAUCAAGAACCUCAUACCAAGUUCUAAUUUGCUCUCAGGAAUAGAAAACAAAGAUCUUCAAUUAGUAAAAAACCUGAUGAGCCUGGGAGGGUCAGUCAUUGACUCCAGACAGAAGGUCUUGCCCGUCCUCAAUGUGACUUCCCCUGUGCCUUUUCUAGUUUCUCUCUUUACAAUAUUGGAAUGGAUAGAUGAUAGAGAAACGACAUUAAAGUAUCUACAGGAAAUACAAGGCUACUUCACAAAGCUGGCGAAAACGUCACCUAGCCUGUCUGACAACUGGUUUACCAGGCUGGAGACUGAUUUUGUGUACAGUGCUAUAAGAAUUUCUGCGAAAGAAAAUAUAAGCGAGGCCCAUAAGGACCUUUUGUAUGCCGUCUCAAACAAGUUGUGCUAUAUUCUAAGAAACGACAAGAAGGCUGAAUUAGAGUUUCUCUUUGGCCACAUUCUGUUCAACAAAGCGUGGUUUACCGCCGAAAGACUCAUGAAUCUCAUGUCGCUAUCAGAUGCCGAGAGCUUAUCGGUAGCUUUAACAACAAUUGAAAACAUAAAGCUGUGCUACAGUAAAGUUUUGAAUGUAGAAUACCGGUACACUGGUCCCAAUGUGGUGCUCAGAGAAUGGCGUGAACCAAUUCUUCCUCGAGAUUGGAUAUACUUGCCGAUACUCCACCUCUAUGGUCGAAGCCAAGAAAUGGAAGUUAAUAAGAAUCCAGCUAACCGCCUCGACGAAGUGACAGCUCAGUUAGAAGCCAAGCAAAAGGAAUUCAUAAUAGCCAGCAGUUUAGAGUGGAUUUUAUUCAACGAAGUGUGCUUUUCAGACUUGUUGAAGGACAUCGACAUCACAGAUAGAUUCUGCAGGAUCAUGUGUGUAUACUUGUGUGAUAAUUCCCUGUUCCUGGAUGAGAGGAUCAGAGUGCUGUUGCGUCAAUGUGUGCAAACACUAUUCAAGAAGGAAAAGAGGACUCCUUUCAAUUUCGAUAGACAACUCAUGGGGUUAAAUAAUUUCCAAGACUUUUACACACAGUUCCUCGAGCAGUUUCAAUCUGUUAGUUACGGAGAUGCGACGUUUGCCGCGUGCACUCUCGCGCCGUUAGCCCAGAAACAUAAUGUGAAAUGGCGGAAGCUUCUAUGGUCAGAGUACGCAGGAUGUCUCAGGGCUCUAGAUUGUCCGGAGAAACAACUAUGCUAUGACUUCAAGGAGUAUUUGCACCCAGAGGAGACUGAUGACUCGUUACUCAAGUCUUAUUUCCAAGCUUUAUCCAGUAAUUUGUUAAGACCGAACACUUUAGCACAUAGAAUAGCGUCGCAUCAUGUGGAAUGCCAUAAGAAAAGAAAAAGUGAUAGUACUAAGUAAAGUUAAGUAGGAAUUAUGUUUUUUGUAAUUACUUAUUUUGGUCUAAUAUGGAGAUCUUAUUAAUAAAAGACAACAUAUUAGAUAUUUAAAA